Molecule: messenger RNA, 3327 nt
Organism: Fusarium odoratissimum NRRL 54006
Lineage: Eukaryota; Fungi; Ascomycota; Sordariomycetes; Hypocreales; Nectriaceae
Exons: 1
Coding region: 136-3276 (1046 amino acids)
Source: RefSeq, a predicted model, not a curated record
GUCGUGAAGCCUUCAUACUCAUUCUCUAUCAAAGGCACCUCAAUCGAUUCUGCAGUUGAGCCUGGCCAACGGGCUUUCAUUGAACAUUUUACUGCCAUUUGUACCAUCACCAUCUCUCUCAGGUGAACCGGCAGUAUGUCUAAUACGAAGCCAAUCGCGACGGCAUCGUCCAGCAGUUCAACUGCUUACGACAAUGCUGACGCAAAAGCUCGUCUCUAUGCAUAUGAGAUCCCUCCCAUGCCUCCGGGAGAAUACGAGAUCAUCACUACUCAAGAUGUCAAGGCAGGCGAUGACACUGAGAAGCUGGUAUCGACACAACCCGUCACAGUCAAGGCAUGUCAACCGUAUGCCAUAGCACCAGACCUCGUUCACUCAUUCUAUCCGCCAAACUUGCGCACCGUGAGUGCAACGACGCUUCCUCAUGUCGUUCUCAAAGGAGCUACACCUUGGGAACGGUCGCAAACGUAUGAUCCAGGCACCGCGCCAACGCCAUGGAUUGCUUUGCUUCUCUUUACAGACGAGGAUCUGUGCGUGCCUCCGGAGGUGACCAGCGCUGCGAAGCCCUCGGGUACUAGAUCUUUUACGCUUCCUUUGAGUCUUUUCAACAGCAAUCGCUCAAAGUGGUGUCACAAGGAGAACUAUUCCGACGCUGAUGUUCCGGUCAAAGGUGAUGGAUCACCUGCUACUGCUGAUUUCCUGUUUGUCAAGAGCAGCGCUUUCAAGAUGUAUUUUGAGCGUCAAGACUCAACAGGCAAGACGGGACAACAAGCUGGGCCGGAGUUGGACCGCUAUAAACUCCUCACGUACAUGACAGAUAGCAGUGUCAAGGACGAGAGCGGUCAUGUUACGAACAAACUCAGCACGCUUAUCGGUCAUCGAGCACGUCCUUAUACCCUAGGUGGAGAGCCUGUCAAAGUAUAUGCGCACAUCGUCUCAAUUGAGACCUUAGGCAGUCGCAUCGACUGGAGAGCUGCGAGUGAGGCCUCAGCAACAGUUGCACUUGUUUCUCUGUUUUCCUGGACAUUCACCUGGGAGAAGAACAAUGCGGAUCACUCUCUUGAGAUGUUCAAGAAUCUCGCUGAUGAUAAAAGCAUACGCCCGCUGGCGAUCAAGCUUAAGGCAACAGAUCCCAAUAGUCCAGACGAUCCGUCGGCUGCAUGGGUCCGUCGAAGGGUCACAGAGGGAUACACUAUCGUCCGUCAUCGCGACAUUGCCGGUGAAUCAUCCAUGGCGCUGUACCGAGGACCGCUUAUCCCUAAGUCAUCGCGCAAAGCGCGCAUCAAGUCUAGUGUACACGGAACUGACCUGCAAAUCAUUGACACGUCAGCGAGAAUUCUCGACAUCUCGUACAAUACGGCCUGGGAGCUGGGUCGAACACUGGCAGGUCGCGACGCCAAGUUUUCAACGGCCAUUGCCUACCUCCGUCGAAAGCUGUGCAUGAAAGCCGUAACCAAGUCCAAGUUCGCAGAGAAUGAGGGAGCUGCCACGAAGUCUAAGGAGGCAGAGGAUGAGGCUGCAAAACUCAUGCACAAGGCGGACGACGUUGUUGCCAGCGCGUUGUCGAAACUUGAUGGGCUUUUCAAGGGCUCUGUGGCGGCAAAGAUGAAGGGUCUGCCGAGAGAUGGAGAUCUAAGAUGGCAAGUCCCUUCUCCUCCAGCGACAUCCAUGGCCGCAGCGCCAGGCGUGAUGACCUUCGAGAAACUGCGCAGACAUCUUGAAAGUGCAGCCAAGCCCUGGCUUGAAGAUAAGACUCUGGAACUAUGCCAGGCUAAGCCCGUCGUUUCUUCAAUUCCUCAGUUGGGUCUCGUGUUCAAUUGGCUCAUCGACAAUCUCAUGUCUCUAAAGCUAGUCCCAGCGACGUAUCUAUUCCCAGACCCAGCUGUCCUUGAGAAAGAAAGCGUCAACUGUUUUCUCGUCGAUGAUACUUGGAUCGAUGCUUUGGUCGAUGGUGCGAUGAGUCUGGCCAACACUAUGGGAGGAGGUAGUGAUCCUGUCCGCGAUCUCAUUCGCUGGGCUUUCAAUUUGUAUCUGGGAAAGGCGCCAGCCGAUCGUGUACAAAUCGGUGGCUCGGGCUUCAUCGUCCGCAGUGGUAUCGUGGAGUCUUUUCCCGAUCUCGAGAUGAACAUCACUACCAAGCUACCAGGCUCAAACGACCCCACUCCUCUGAGCUGCGCGUACCGAACACGUAACGAGGACAUGAUCCUCUGCCUUGUCGCAAGAGGCCAGGGACAAAAGUUGGUAGACUACAAGGUCCAGCUUAAGCUACCGCCACAUCAACAACGCUACAGUUUGGGAGAUGUCAAGAAGGAUUCUAUGGAAUUCACCUGCGAGAUGAAGCCAUUCUUGACGAUGACGGACAAGUUCAAAAACGCUUUGCCACAAGCUGAAGUGGAAAAGAAAAUCGAGUGGAGUAGGACGGGCGUCAUCAGUCCUUCUGGUUUCCCCAUCAAGCCCAUCUGGAAUCACGACACCGGUAUCCUCACUCCUCAUCUCGUGGUCAAUAUGAUGGACCACUUCAUUGAUCAGAACAAAGAGCGGGUCUGGGCCAAGCCAAAACCAGACUCGAAAGCGGUGUACAUCGCGACGCAGUUACUGGAGAGUGAUCACUGUGUGACACUCACCUUCAACGUGACGGCUGGCAAAGAGAGCCUGCCUCGAAGUAUCCUCCCUGAGCAGACUGUGCCUGAAGAAGAUACUCGCGACCCGGCAAUUAAUCAUUUGCCUGAGAACAUAGAAGCCAACAAGUCAUGGUUCUCAAAACUGGCCUUUUCUCAAGAUUCCCCAGGCCGCAGCAUACCAGCGCAGUCCAACACGCCUCAACACAUCGUCUUCUCUAUCAAAGCCAGCACUGCGCCCAAUAAUCUCCCAGCUGGAACAGAAGUAUUUGCCAUCGAAGUCACCAUCCCCAUUGGAGAAGAUGCAUCCCAUCUUCUUGACCAUCUGGCGCCGUUACCUACCGUACGCGCCAUUGGGCCACGACAGCAGUGGAUCGCGGCUACGACACAUAGAGCGGCUACGAAAGAGUCGGCUGCUGAAUUGGUGGUUCAUUUGAAGCCUCGUGGGACAACUGGAGGGGGUGCUGUAUUUUCAGAUGGCUUGGAUGCUAGUUUUAUGCUGGUGAGGGCGACUGUUAAUGGUGUUGUAGGAAACGAUGUUGAAAUUAAGACGAAGGAGAUUUAUGGGAGGUGGCAGAAAAGUAAGAAUGCUGAUGGUAAGGAAGUUUCUGUGUUAACUACGACCGAUGUUAUGGAUUCAUGGAUGCUGCGCAAGGAAUAAUCUGGGGUAUUUCGUACAUAUUCAAUAUUUAUUCGGAGGUCAUUACUGAAG